AUGGGCAAAUCGCAAUCCAAAUCAGCCCAUGAAAGUAGUAGCCAUCUAGAACCCAAACCCGUGAAAAAAAAGAAACAACCUCAUCAGAAUCCGUCCACGGAUAACUUACUGGAUGGUCAAUUGGAAAGCUCGAACUCGAUCCAGAAUCUAUCCACCUCCUCGAAUAGAUCUAAUAAAUCUCAAUCGAUGGCAUCAUCCAUUUAUAGUACAUUUGGCUCUUACAUAGACGAACGAAUGUUUAAAUGCAUAGGCGGAAGGAAAUUUAUGAUUUCGGAAGAUGCCAGGUACAUGCUGCCUUUUGACGACGAUGGUACCAUCACUUUCAUUAAAAUUUGCUUAUCAAAGGGCUAUCUGCUAUUUCCGUCUAACCAUUCCUCCCUCCUCCCCCAAGAGCACGCAAGGUUACAAUUACAACACUUCACACUCCGGCAUAUCUGGGAAAGUAACUUUUCGGCCCCGAUUCACGAGCUAUUACAAGUUCCCGGAACAAAAGUCCUGGAUGUCGGUUGUGCAACAGGUACGUGGACACUGGAAAUGGCAACAGAAUAUCCGCUUGCAAAAUUCACAGGAAUAGACAUAAUACCGAUUUAUCCAUCUGAAAUAAAGCCGAAAAACGUUGAAUUUGAAAUUGCAAACAUAUUAAACAGAUUACCUUACGAAGAUGGAACAUUUGAUUUCGUGUUUAUGAGGUCGAUGUCUCUGACCUUUACAACUCAAGAAUGGGAGGAAGUGGUCAUAAGUGAACUGAUUCGAGUGCUGAAACCCGGGGGAUGGAUUGAAAUCAUGGAAAGUGAUCCAUUGUGGUUCGGCGCGGGUCCCGCUACCGAAUUCCUCAAUCGAGUUG
Acaulospora colombiana is the source of this 844-nucleotide messenger RNA. Lineage: Eukaryota; Fungi; Glomeromycota; Glomeromycetes; Diversisporales; Acaulosporaceae. The record is from the annotation of a GenBank genome assembly.